CGUCACUCCGGGGACUCCGCCCUGCCAGGAACGCUCCUCCUCAAGCGGGGACAGGCCCAAGCGCCUCCCCCGCAGGAAAACUGCCCAUCCUCCCUCUAGGGUAGACUGCUUCUCCAGUAGAGUCGGCUUAAAGCUCCCCCCAGGGAUCCGCCCCGCCUCGUCGCCCACAGAGAGCCCGCCUCUCCCCGAGGGGCAUGUGCCCCUCGUCCUCCAGUUUCCCCUUGAGGAGGGAGAGAGAACGUGCUGCACUGCGCCCCCAGGUUCAACCUCCAACCCGGUCCCUCCCGAAGAAUGGAUUCCUCUUCUCCUUCUCCUCCCCUGCCUUAUGGGAGCCUCUUCCAGUCCACAGAACCCAAAUCGAGGUUACUAAUGAGCUCCCCUUCUUUGUGCCCAGGGGACCCCUCUCGGCCUCAGGAUCAGCUCCCCUGAGCUUGGCCCAUGGCCCCGCCACCCCUGGGACUCGGCCCCAGCCAUCUCACCACCCACGCCAGGGGGCGGGGCUCCCACGGCCCGGCCCCAGGUGGGCGGUUCUGUCGUGACGUCACUUCCGCCCGGGCCUGGCCGAGGUUCGGGCUCCGUGGGCCGAGGCGGGGGUACGGAGGUGGCAGCUGUGGGAGGAGGCGGCGUGGAAGGCCGAGGAGCUCGAGCCCGGACCAAUCCCCGAGUUCCGGGCCGCGACCCUGACCCUGCAGCGCACCGGGAAGCGAAACCGGCCGGAUGGGCCGCUGAGCCCGAAUCGGGCACUGUGUGGAGCCCCCUGGAGCUGAGAUCAGGAUGUUCCGCUUCAUGAGGGAUGUGGAGCCUGAGGAUCCCAUGUUCCUGAUGGAUCCCUUUGCUAUUCACCGUCAGCACAUGAGCCGUAUGUUGUCAGGUGGCUUUGGAUAUAGCCCCUUCCUCAGCAUCACAGAUGGCAACAUGCCAGGGACCAGGCCUGCCAGCCGCAGGAUGCAGCAGGCUGGAGCUGUCUCCCCCUUUGGGAUGCUGGGAAUGUCGGGUGGUUUCAUGGACAUGUUUGGGAUGAUGAAUGACAUGAUUGGAAACAUGGAACACAUGACAGCUGGAGGCAAUUGCCAGACCUUCUCAUCUUCCACUGUCAUCUCCUACUCCAAUACGGGUGAUGGUGCCCCCAAGGUCUACCAAGAGACAUCAGAGAUGCGCUCGGCACCAGGCGGGAUCCGGGAGACACGGAGGACUGUUCGGGAUUCAGACAGUGGACUGGAGCAGAUGUCCAUCGGGCAUCACAUCCGGGACAGGGCGCACAUCCUCCAGCGCUCCCGAAACCAUCGCACGGGGGACCAGGAGGAGCGGCAGGACUAUAUCAACCUGGAUGAGAGUGAGGCCGCAGCGUUUGAUGACGAGUGGCGGCGGGAGACGUCCCGAUUCCGGCAGCAGCGCCCCCUGGAGUUUCGGCGGCUUGAGUCCGCAGGGGCGGGGGGACGAAGGGCGGAGGGGCCUCCCCGCCUGGCCAUCCAGGGACCUGAGGACUCCCCUUCCCGACAGUCCCGCCGCUAUGACUGGUGAGGGCCCCGGGCCCUCAGCCUCUCUUGUACAGGCUGAGAGGCUGAGAAAUCAUCCCCUGAAUAACUUUUUCCUCUCUGAUUCCCAUCCCCAAUUUAAUAUUAAAUUAACAGGCAAGCCGGCCCCCACCUCUCCCUGGGGGUCUCAGGGAGAACCUUUCACGGCACCCUUUCCCUACCUUUUCCUUCUUUAAUCUCCUGGUUUACCAUGAUGACUUCGCCUCUGCAUCUACUAACUUGAUUUUUCAUUCUGCUGCUCCAUCUUCAAACCCCCUCACCUUUCCCAUUCUACUCCUGCCAUGCAUUGAAGGGUCAGUGCAUUUUGGGGUGAGCUCUGGGUUUAGGGGCCUCCUCCAUCCCUCAGCUACCCUGGAUCUUUGCCCACCUCUUCCUCAGAGCCCCCACUGAGGGGCUGUAGCCCUAUCUAGGGCUGUGGAAGGAGCAGACUGGUUCCUAACUCCCUCCUCCUGCCCACACACAUCAAAAGAAUCUUCCCUACACUCUUCUCUGCCUUUAUUUUUUGAUUUGUGCAACUUGUAACUAGGUGUUUAUGAAAUAAAGUAGAAUGGAAAAAAGACCAA
Messenger RNA from Nomascus leucogenys (northern white-cheeked gibbon), 2098 nucleotides. RefSeq names its product myeloid leukemia factor 2 (gene MLF2). Gene Ontology annotation, biological process: regulation of DNA-templated transcription. Gene Ontology annotation, cellular component: cytoplasm; nucleus. The record is from RefSeq and is a predicted model, not a curated record. Lineage: Eukaryota; Metazoa; Chordata; Mammalia; Primates; Hylobatidae.